ACCAAAGCUUGACCAAGGUCUUUCGAUCGCGUCAUCCAUGAAUGAUGAAGAGAAAGACGAAUGUGAAACUGAGAUUGGAGAUUGCGAAACUUCCGGAUUCCCUGAAAAUGAAAAGCAUACGGAUGAGCCAACUCAAGAUGCUAACGCGUUGAGUCAAGACAUUCCAGAACCAGAUGAUUCCGGGAUUAAAAGUCCGAGAGAAGUCAACACUACUGACAACGAGGCAACUGCUCGAAACAGCCCAGCAAAGACUUCAAACGUAUUUUCUAACCCAGCAAAGACUGGUCAGACGAGUCUAGACGUUCAGCAGGAUGAACCGCUGGAGCCCUCUGAGCCUUCGGAAGCUCUGAUCUUUUCUCAGCCUGUUGAGCCGCUGGAGUCCUCUGAGCCUGAUGAACCGCCGGAGUCCCCUCAGUCCGCUGAACCUCUGGAGCAUUCCAAGCCUGCUCAACCUCUGCAGUCUUCCAAACCUGCUGAACCUCUGGAGUCUUCCAAGCCUGCUGAACCUCUGGAGUCUUCCAAGGCUGCUGAACCUCUGAAGUCCUCCAAGACUGCUGACCCACAGGCGACCACGAAAACUGCACAAGUAAGCGCCAGAUCGCAAGGACCUAAUGGCGAUAAUUCUGAAGCGUUGAUGGCAAAGAAAAGCAUGCUUGAAUUGAAUAAGCCUUCUUCUGCAUCCGAUCUUGGCAAAGGAGAAAUAUCAAGAGCGUCGUUGAAUCAGACAAGAAUGAGCGUGAAUUUAAAUGGACAGUCAACUCGACUGGCUAACACGAGUGUCAAAUCACUUGGACAAGAUCGUGCGGAAUCAGCAGCUCCGGCCUCUUCCAUGUUUAAGGCGAGGGGUUCACAGUCCACAUUGCCAACAGCAAGUUCUCUUGGACAGACACCUGGUGUUGGAAGGCCUAUGCCCGGCCGCAUCUCGUCACUCAUCAGCUUGAACAGAACGACAAGCUUGCCGCUCAGUCGAAAUGCUCCCAAAGAACCCAGCUUGAAUCUGGCCCGUCAACCAGCGGGACAGCAGAGAUCCAUCAGCAGCACCGCCCAAGAAAAGAGUGCUGCGAAGCCACUUCCCCUCGCAUUGCGCACGAGCAUCAAUCCUGGCGUUGAAUCAGCUAGACUCGGAAAUCGUACUCCUUUAAAGGGGAAAACUACAACUGAGAAUGGAGCUAUGGGAAGCAGGAUCAGCAGCUUGCGAAAGCUGCCUUCUAUCUCCAGCAAACCUAUUGUGGCACCUUCAGUCCAGCCUCGGGUGGCUCAUGUCCAAGUUGAUGAAGCCUCGCCGCCAGCAACUUCAGCUAAACCCUUAGCUUUGGAAUCUCAGCUGAAUAACACAUUUGUUUUUGGACAGCAUUCUGCAGUGGUUAAAAGCACACUGCUCAGCAAGGACGUGGCGAACGGCUCCGAGGCUGAUUCACAGGAAAUGCUUCUUAUAGAACCAGCUGAAGAGAAGCAAGACAAGGGUGACAUGACGCUAUCCUUCCGUGCUGCUGAAAAAACGACUAGGGAGCAAGACGAUGUGCAGAACAUGGGGAUGGUGGCCUUGCAAGCUGGCAGCGGCGGACAGCUCACGGAAAUCCAUAACAAUGGAAUUGGAGACAUGAGCAUGGAGUUUGAAGGAGAGGCAACAGGAGUUGACGAGCUUGAUCAG
This is a messenger RNA of Closterium sp. Naga37s-1, 1651 nucleotides long. The record is from the annotation of a GenBank genome assembly. NCBI's taxonomy places the organism in Eukaryota, Viridiplantae, Streptophyta, Zygnematophyceae, Desmidiales, Closteriaceae.